ACCUACCAAAUGAGUUGCAGACGGUAGAAACCUAAACUACGGUAGUAUUUCUCUUUAGCUCUUUCCGGCCGCCGCCCGCCGCCCAACUCCCAACCGUUGUCUCCUUGUCGGAGUAACUCAAUACCGCCGGUCACUCGGCUCCGGGAACGACUCAACAUUUCUAACUCCAUUGCAGGGCGGGGAACCCUCCUGGCCUGCCUCAGGGACGGGCCUGAUCUAUUAAUAUAUUAGUUCGGAUGUUAAUUGAAUGAGCGGUUUUAUUGUAGCAGAGUAUUAGACAGGAGAUUUUUGAUAUUGCACAAAGGAUCAAGAUGUCUUCUAUAAGAAAUGCAAUCUCGAAAAGAGCAUAUAAGGAGCGAUCGCAACCGGAUUCAAGGAAAAAGUUUGGGAUCCUUGAAAAGAAAAAGGACUAUGACAUCCGUGCAAAAGAAUACCACAAAAAGGAGGAUACAUUACGGAGACUCAAAGAAAAGGCGGCGAAUAGGAACCCUGAUGAAUUUUAUUUUGGCAUGAUCAGAUCUAACACAAUUAAUGGAGUUCAUAGACCAGAGAGCGAGGCAAACAAGCAUACACCAGAAGAACUUUUGUUGAUGAAGACACAAGACCGAGGAUAUGUGCUUCAGAAAAUUCUAAGUGAAAAAAAGAAAGUGGAAAAGCUUAGAGCUGUGCUUCAUUCUUCAGAUAAUCGACCCUCGAGCAAACACGUUUAUUUUGCAGAAGACAGUGAAGAGGCGAAAGAGAUACAAUCAAAAUCCUCAAGGGAUGGAGAGCUUCGUACAUCAGGGUCUGUACCUUCUGCUAUCAUGAGGAAGAUGAAAGCUUCCUACAAGGAGUUGGAGGCAAGAGAGAAAAGAGUUGAAGAUUUGGAGAGAGUCUAUGCAGAGAUGGCCUUGCAGAAAGAGCUACAGAAGAAGGGUAGGAAACGCAAGCUACGGGAAGAUGAGAUUGUUUCUCCCACCGGUAGGCCAGUUUACAAGUGGCGGGCAGAACGUAAACGAUAAAAAUACCAAGUAUUUUAUAAUAUAUGGUUUGUAAUGUUAACAAAUAAUGUUCAGGUCAUUUAUUCUAGUUUUAGUUAAUGUUAAUCAACUAAUAACUUUGGUAAUAUGUAAGAAUGUAGACUUUGGGCUAUUUAAGAAUGCAAGACCAGGCUUGCUUAAAUGUU
Spinacia oleracea (spinach) is the source of this 1165-nucleotide messenger RNA. Its product is annotated as probable U3 small nucleolar RNA-associated protein 11. Gene Ontology annotation, biological process: rRNA processing. Gene Ontology annotation, cellular component: nucleolus; small-subunit processome. The transcript is spliced from 9 exons. Lineage: Eukaryota; Viridiplantae; Streptophyta; Magnoliopsida; Caryophyllales; Amaranthaceae. The record is from RefSeq and is a predicted model, not a curated record. Bases 312 to 1001 code for a protein of 229 amino acids.